Silurus meridionalis is the source of this 2075-nucleotide messenger RNA. It is a transcript of the gene tomm34, whose product is annotated as translocase of outer mitochondrial membrane 34. Gene Ontology annotation, cellular component: cytosol; mitochondrion. Lineage: Eukaryota; Metazoa; Chordata; Actinopteri; Siluriformes; Siluridae. The transcript is spliced from 7 exons. Gene Ontology annotation, molecular function: heat shock protein binding. Bases 558 to 1466 code for a protein of 302 amino acids. The record is from RefSeq and is a predicted model, not a curated record.
GAAACGUGAAACGCUUAGAGCCGUUACCCCGCCGUUAAACGGGACCAGAGCCUGGCUUUCUGUAACGCCGUGCACCAACUAUACAUUCGAAGAGGAAUAGGCAAGCGAGAUCAACAUCACUCAUAUUAAUUGAGUUCCUACGAGAUUAUAUCUAUUAUCGUGCAGAUUAGAGUUAGAUUAGCGCUACCAUUUUACGUCCCUGUUCACGCAUGCGUAGUGCUUUAAAGGACGCCAGGCAAGCCGCUCGUCUCUCCAUUAGUUAAUGUAGCCGCUUAGCUAGCUGCACGUUUAGGUGUUUAACCCGGCGUCUGUUUGUUUUUUGUUGCAAUACUUAAGUCAGUCAUUUUGGGUUUAACGCUAAUAUUUUACUUCACGCCAACCAGCAAUAUCUAAAGUAAGAACCCGUUCUUAUUAUACAGUUAGUUCCUGUUAACUUUGUACUGAACCCGGUUUCUUAUUGAUCAGACCGAAGGCAGCUAACGACGCACGACUUUGGCUAAGCAGCUAGCUAAAAGUAAAUGUUAGUAGGUUUGUAGUAACUGUAUUAACGUGAUAAAAUGCCUCAAAAGCGGCGGUCACAGUCUUGGGCAGAACUGAAACAAGCUGGAAACAACAGUUUUAAGACCGGACAGUAUGGAGAUGCCAUCUCUUUCUACAGCCAAGCCAUCGAGGUGUUGAAGAAAUCGGGUCAGAAGAACCAGGAAGACCUCGGUAUUUUAUAUUCAAACCGAGCAGCCAGUUACCUGAAAGAUGGAAACUGUAGUGAAUGCAUUAAGGACUGCUCAGUAUCUUUGGAGCUGGUCCCAUUUGGGAUUAAAUCACUGUUACGCCGUGCUACUGCUUAUGAAGCUAUUGAGAGAUACAGACAAGCUUAUGUAGACUAUAAAACAGUCUUACAGAUUGACUGCAACCUGCCUGCAGCUCACGAUGGAACCAACAGAAUGACUAAGGCAUUGACGGAAAUAGAUGGACCAUCUUGGCGAGAAAAGCUUCCUCCUAUCCCGACUGUUCCCAUGCCAGUGAAAGAGAAAUUCUUGCAAACUGCAAACUCAACUGUGACUGCUCAGCAGAGCAGAAUAAACGGAAGUAAACAAGUAGGUGGUGAUAUGAAAAAGGCCAAACUGCUAAAGGAGGAAGGGAAUGCAUUUGUGAAAAAGGGACAACACAAGAAGGCAGUGGAGAAAUACACCCAGUCUUUGAGCCAAGACCCCAGUGAGGUCACAACCUACACAAACAGGGCUCUGUGCUUUCUGUCACUACAAAUGUACAAGGAAGCAGUGAAGGAUUGUGAAGAGGCUCUUCAACUGGACCCGGCCAACAUUAAAGCCCUGUACAGACGUGCCCAAGCAUACAAGGAGCUCAAGAACAAGACAAAUUGUGUGGAGGAUCUCAAUAGCUUGCUCAAAAUAGAGCCGAACAACACUGCUGCACAGAAAUUCCUUCAAGAAGUACUGAGGAUGAAAUAACUUUUUAAUAAUUUUUUUGUGUGUAGUGCGGUUUGUUCAGUGCCUCAAGUUAACCUAAUUCUCAGAUCUGCACCACUUCUUUGACACAUUCAGACUUGUUAUUUAAAGAUGGAUGUUUUAGAUAUAAAGUUGUUAUAAAGUAAUCUAAUUUCCUGCUUAAAUGUGUUGAAUCACGUUUCUAUUGUUUAACUUAGCGGUUUACAAUGGUCUUAUUCAGUCUAUUCUUGUUAAUUGUACAAAAUAGUGAGGAGUGGAGUGUAAGGGUUUGUUAUGCAAUUAAUGUAUACUUUUAAUUACAGUGCAGGGGUUUGUACAGUUAUCAGAAUUCAGAUACAUUAACUUUGAAAUGUUUUGGACAAGCAUGCAGUGCAUAUAUACUUCAUUUUUGCAUUUGGUUAGAUUAAGAUUUACAAUAACAUGUAAAACACUCCAAUUAAGCAUUUUACUGCCGACAUUAACUUGAUGGUUGUGGUCAAAAACAACCUAUACAUUUUAAUAAUUGGCUAACUGACAAUACAGUGUGUGUUUGUGAUAAGUACAGUUAUUGCUUACAGUUCAUAAAAUGAAGCCAAAGGCCUGCUUUGUUUUUAAAUAAAUAGAUUUACAGUA